Prorocentrum cordatum is the source of this 360-nucleotide messenger RNA. NCBI's taxonomy places the organism in Eukaryota, Dinophyceae, Prorocentrales, Prorocentraceae. The record is from the annotation of a GenBank genome assembly.
CCCUUUUGGAAGCAGCCCGAGCGCGGCGGCUCUCUCCAGCGGGCGCGGCAGCUCUCGCGAGAGAUGGGGUGCGGCGCCUCGGCCGGCGCCGCGAGGGCGGCGCCGCCGGAGGAGCCGCCGGAGAAGCCGCCAGAUCGGCCGCAGGACCCAACGGACGAGCCCGCCGCGGUGGCGGGGCCUGCGGCUGCAGAGGCCACCUCAGCAGUGGCUCCGGUGGAAGAUGGUGCCGUCGAGAAGGCCGCCGUGGCGAGCGCCGCGAUCGACCUGCAGGAGAGAACCGCAACCGCCUCAAGCACAACACGAGCCUCUUCGGCCAGCACAGCAAGCUCCUCCUGCGCCGCGCCAGCAGCUUCUGCGUGA